Messenger RNA from Haliotis rufescens (red abalone), 2196 nucleotides. RefSeq lists its product as uncharacterized. NCBI's taxonomy places the organism in Eukaryota, Metazoa, Mollusca, Gastropoda, Lepetellida, Haliotidae. Gene Ontology annotation, molecular function: protein binding. The record is from RefSeq and is a predicted model, not a curated record. Bases 185 to 1306 code for a protein of 373 amino acids. The transcript is spliced from 3 exons.
GAAGUACGAAGUACAAGCAAUAUUUUGUGGAACAGGUUUGUGGAACAAGUUUGUGGAACGCCUUAAUUAAACCGGCGAUAAGAGACACACCUGACAGCUGAAUAUAUCGGUAGCUGCAACGUUACCUACAUUCAUGCAAUGUUCAUUCUUCAAUAAUCAGUUUCUACACCUCAACCAAUAAAAUAUGACAAUGAUACCCAGAUUUCAACUGCUACUCUCAAGGAUCAACAGUCAUCAUGGACAGCAGUGUGUCCUAUACAAUCUGGGGAAGACAUUUCCCUUACAAAACCCCUCACAUCCAGUAAUGGCUACCUUUUCUACAACACAGUGCAUUGAACGUACCAAACCAAGGCUGUGGAAAGAGAACUGCAUUCACGUUUCACAAUUCAAAGUUGAUGUAAUGCAAAGGGUCUGGAAAGAUUUCAGGCGAUUUUCCAGUACCAAAGAAGUGACUGUGGAGAAGAAACUGAGGCACUUUAUGGACAUGUGGGAGAUGGAAAAAGCAGUCCAGUUAUUAAGAGAUUCUGUAGAUGAUGGAGUCUUACCUCAUCAGAACAUUGUCCUCAACCUCCUCCAGCAGUUGGCAAAUCUGGGUGAGACAGAAUGUCUUCUUGACCUCCAUGAAUUCCUCACUGAGAAAAAACUGGUAACAGAUGCUAAAUUUUUCAACGCUUUAAAAGACGCUUAUUAUUACAGUGGGAGGCUUGACGAGGGCGUUGGUGUGCUGAGAAUUCUUUUUCAUCGAACUCGCAAGUUUCGUAAUGUCGAGAUUUUCUUCUGUUUACUGGCUGUGAUGGUUAUCCGACAUUUCCCACAUCGGAUAGAUCUAAUUGAGGGGUUUGUGACUGAUUUGAAAGAGUUUCAAACUCCUGUUAUCGAACCUGUGGCAUCGCUAUGGAAGUGUUACAUAUUGACAGGAAUGUUUGAAAAAGCUGAUCAAGUUCUAGCAGAGAAUGAAGAGAUAAAAUCUCACAUACCGCAGAUGGUGUCUGAUAUAUGUUCAAGGUAUAACAAGAUCGAGGCAGACUAUGACACAGUGCUUCACCAUCUGAAGGACAGCCCUCUCAUCUCAGCCAGACUGAGAACAGCCUUGUUCACUGAACAUGCGGAAGUAUUAUGCAGCUUGGAUAAACACGAUGAAGCGAUGGAUGUACUGAGUGAAGCAAUGACCCAGGGUAUGACCCCAGCAACGGGGAGACUGACCAUCAUCCUGACCCAGCUGAUGGAGCGGGUCCAAGACAAGGACAAGUCUGACAGGCUUGCCUCCUUGCUGCAGUGGUGUGAUCAGCUGGAAGGCGCCAAGUGACUGCUUUUGGCACAAAAUAAUUAAUAAGGAACUUGUCAGUGCCAGUUGAAAUUGGGAGUCCAAGCAGGCUUAAUUCAAUCUGCUGGAACACCAAUGUCUUUUAUGAUGUGUAUAGAUCAAUCAGCUAAUGAUCAUCAUGCAGGUGAUGUUCAUUAAAUGGGUUUUAUAACAUGUAUAAUAGUGGUGUAACAAUAUGGCGAUUCAGUAUUGCAUUGUGAUACGAGGCCCACGAUAUAAUUCAUCUAUUCACAACCCCUGUAUCGCUUUACAUAAGAUACAUUUCAUUACAAGUCAUAUUGGUGUAAAAACCUGUGCUUAAUAACAGAAACUGUUCUACCAACAGCUUACGGGGAUGUCGGGUAGCCCAGUGGUUAAAGCGUUCGCUCGUCACGCCGAAGACCCGGAUUCGAUUCCCGACAUGGGUAUAAUGUGUGAAGCCCAUUUCUGGUGGCCCCCGCCGUGAUAUUGCUGGAAUAUUGCUAAAAGCAGCGUAAAACCAUACUCACUCACUCACCAACAGCUUAUGCAGAUUAUCUCGUAUUUCAUGGUUGGAUAUAAAUAGCAUGACAUUCACAGCGUCCUCUACCAAUAUGUUUCUGCCCCACAAUUAUAUCAUCUUUGAUCUCUGAAAUUUUAUUACAAAUGAUUCAGGGUUGUGAUUCACUUGCAAAAAGAAAGAAUAUCAACUUGUGAAAUAAAAGUGCUGUAUUGUGAUACGAAUUGUAUAGCACCCAUAGUACCGGGAUACGUAUCAUAUCGCAACCAUACCAUAUCGUUACACCUCAAAUGUAUAUGUUCACCUACCAGACAUAACAAAAUAUUCACAUGACAUUUUGAAAUUAAGAACACAAAAUCUGAAUUGUCUUUUAUAUAUAUUUUCCGAACCUACU